AUUUCAAUCAAAAUGGCCAAGAUAUUAAUAUCCUCCUGUCUGAGUGCAGAUGCCUGAACAUAGAAACCGGCAAAUUAAAGCCGAAGCAAAUGGGAGUUAAGCAAAUGAGUUAAUUAUCCUUGUGGGUAUUUAGAAUUUAAUAAUUUGUUGUUUUUUAUCCUGUGCUAAUCUUCACCAACUCUGUUCCCCCCGAUAGCCUUAAAAUUAAUGUAAGCUCUUGGUUCCAUCACUGUUUUGAGGCUUUGGGGCACCCUGCGUCUAGAAGUUAGAAUGCUUCAUUGCAAAUAGCAAAAUAUUUACAUUACAUUUUGCAUCUUCUAUACAUAAUGAAGAAUUCAUCAUUCUGCCUGUACAAAACUUUCUCAUAACAAGUAAAUGACAAAGCAAACUAGCAAUAUAAAAAGAUAAUACUUAAGAUAUUACUUAAAAAUAAAAGCCCGUUCCCACAUGCACCUCAUUCAUUACAGAGAAUCAAGUGUUGUGCAUCUGUCUCAGAAACAGGCUGUUGGUGUUGGGUGUUUGCUCCCCCAGAGUUCAGGCAGGGGCCUUUGUGCGUCUUGGCCGGGCUAGAUUUCUCUCUGCCUGUAAUUGGAGUCAGUCUCACAGUCCUGGUGGCCUCACAGUCACUUAGCGGGGGCUCGCGUGUCACAUUUAUCAGACUGCUCUCAGCAGCAUUGCCCUUUGCUUCACAAAGACCUGUCCUCCUCUGAUAGAGUCCGCCGAUAUGAGGGAAGUCUCAGGGUGUCCUUGGAAAUGUUCUCACAAAAGGCAGCUUUCAUCCUCAUGUUCCUGCAUGUUCUUAUCACUGGGGUCACAGCUCUUCUGCUUUGUUUCAGGUAUAUUAUGGGCUGCUGCAAAACAUGUAACCAUUUCAAAGACACUUCUAAUUAAUUUAAAUUUGAAUGGCAACCAGACGCUUGUGAACAUUAUUGCAGUAUAUCAAAACAAGUUGUGCUUUAUUUUCUAUAGUUGCGCCAACAAAGUGAAAGGCUUUAGUUCUGCUGAUUCACAGGUUUUAGCGUCCUGAGCCAGUUUCACGUAAGCGCUCUUUAAACCUGUGAUUCAGACUCACUCCUGUUUCUUCUCGCUGUUGCAUGAAUGCCUCUCUGAAUGAAUCCCCCACAUGACCUGAAACAAGACAGGCUCCCUCUCGGCUACCUUACUGCAGGCGACUGUUCAAAGAGUCCGUUUCAUCGCUCCACUGAAGGACCUCAAUAGCAAACUCCCUGCACAGAAUGCAAAACGGACUGAUUCAGCAGAGUCUAGUGGAAUUCAUUGAUCUUUUUGGUGUCAUUGAACAUAACGCGUAGCAUCAAACCUUGGAUCUCUGCAUUUUGGAGUCCUAAUAGGACUUUUUUCUGGAUCUUGAGCGAUCACUAUGGACACCGCUUUUAGGGUUUUCCUUUUGUUGGUGCUGUGUGGAGCCAACUUUGUGUAACGCUGUGCCGUUUCCACGGAUUCUCAUUUUUAUGCCACAUUUGUUUUGCUUUGUUUAGGAUCUGCAAUUAAUCUCAAACUAUAAACUUUAUCAUGGAAUUAAUUGGACAAAGAAUAAUAUGCAACCUUUUUCUAUUUCAUUUUCUGGUGUUAAACGUUGUCUCACCUGGACACUCACUAAAUGUGAGCAGUGAGGAGCAGUUUGCAGAUUUUGUUCCAGAGCAGCAUAUGCCUCCCUCCCGGUAUCAUACAUCUGCUGAUGCUGUGCCCAAGCGUGGCACGGCCAGCUCACAGUCUCACAGCAGAUGGGGAACGCAGAUGGCUUUCUCUAAAACUGUUUAUUCAUUUGAAGUGAAAGAAGACACUGAACCAGGAACAGUUGUGGGAAAGGUUUCGACGUUGUUUGACGACCGCUCGCCUGUUACGUAUUCAGUGCAGGAGGAUGAUGGGGGGGGCCUGUUCCUCCUCAGCCCCCUCUCUGGGGACUUCCUCGUAUCCCGCAGCCUGGAUUUUGAAGAACAGAGCUUCUACGUUCUAACGGUGGCGGCGCAGCAGGGGGAUUUGCGGGUGUCAAGUGUCAGGGUGUACUUCAACGUGUUGGAUGUGAAUGACAACCCCCCCGUCUUCAGUCAGGAUACCUUUCAUGCAUCGCUGCGUGAAGACACGCGGGUCGGAACCUGCUUCCUGUCCUUGAAUGUGUCAGAUAAAGAUGCUGGUGACAAUGGAGACUUACACCUGAGAGUGACCAGCGGAGACGAAGGCAGCGUCUUCUUCCUCAGCCCAGCUGGCACUUUGUGCCUGAGCACCCAGUUAGACAGGGAGAGCCUGUCCUCCUUCAGUCUGACGGUGACGGCCAAUGACCGGGUCCUGCCUGCGUCCUCGCAGCUCACCAGCACAGCGCACGUGAUAGUGCUGGUUACUGAUGUCAACGACAACGCUCCGGCGUUCGUUUCAGCCCCAAGCGUCGUCGUGGCCGAGGACGCGGCGCCGCGUUCUGUUGUGGCAACUGUACGGGCUGAGGACAGAGACGCGGGAUCGAAUGGGGAGGUGCUGUAUUACCUGAAGGAUGUCAGUGGCGCCUUCAGCAUUGGAGAAACAAGCGGAGCGAUUCAGCUGGAGGAGGAGCUAGACAGAGAAGAGGAAGAAACCAAGACCAUCACGGUAACGGCUACAGACAGAGGCUCUCCCAGCAUGACCUCCACCCUGAACCUCACAGUGCACGUCCAGGACGUGAACGAUCACGACCCCCAGUUCCCACAAAGCACCUACAGCCUGAGCGUGGCCGAGGACGUUCCCAGAGGAACCAGCGUGUCACAGCCUCAGGCUCACGACCGGGACGCGGGGGGAAACGGGCAGGUGCGUUACGCGCUGACCCCCGCGGCUCCAUUCGCAGUGGACGUGGUUCGAGGCGUCGUGGUGGCUGUGGAACAGCUGGACAGAGAGCAGCUAUCCAACUACACGCUGAUCAUAACGGCCUUCGAUCAAGGGCCAGCGCCGAGGUCUGCAACCGCUACCGUCAGCGUCACGGUGUUGGACGUCAAUGACUUCACUCCCGUGUUUGUUCCAGAAACGCUGGUCAUACGUGUGUGGGAGAAUGAAGAAGACCAGUCUUACCUCACACAUCAGGUUUCAGCCGUGGAUGAGGAUUCAGAAGCCAACAGCCAGCUUACGUAUCUCAUAGAAAAAGGAAAUGCGGAUGGUUUGUUCUCUAUCACUCCAAACGGCACUUUUCAGAUUCUACAAACGCUGGACAGGGAGAAGGAAUCUCUUUAUAUCAUCACCAUCAUCGCUGUCGACUCGGGAUUCCCGCCUCUAACGGGUUCCCUCAGCUUACAUGUGGUAGUGGACGAUACCAACGACAACCCUCCAGAGUUCACUGAAGACGUCUACAACACCAUAGUGCCCGAGGACAGUCCCACAGGCACCGUGUUCGCCAUGGUAACGGCCUCUGACGUCGAUGAGGGCGUCAGUGGGGAAAUAAGGUACUUCAUGCAGGACACAGAUGUACCAUUUGCUAUAGAGGAAACAUCUGGAGAGCUGUUUACGACCAACACACUGGACAGAGAGGCUGUGGCUGUUUACCAGUUAUCAGUGGUUGGCAGUGAUAAGCAUCCUACUCAUCCUCUGUCCAGCUCGGUGCUUGUCAUUGUACUUAUUGGAGACAUUAACGACCACUGGCCUCGGUUUCUGAACAGCCCGUAUGUCUCCUACGUGCCCGACGAAUUGGACCCGGGUGCAGUCGUCUGUGCAGUAACAGCCACAGAUGACGAUGCUGAGAUCAACGCAGAACUGCGCUAUUCUCUCUACGGACAAACGUCAGAUCUGUUUGUAAUCGAUCCCCACACUGGCUCCGUGUUCACUUCAGGCGCACUCAGGAAUAAGGAGGACGUGGUUGUCAACGUACACGUCGAAGACGGUGGAGAAAACCCUAAAUUUGACAUCACCACCGUCAGCGUCAGGUUCCAGAACGUCUCAGAGUUUCCGGAGGUGAGCGUGGCCGUCGUGACCGACACGCUGUCGGAGGACGCGCCGGUGGGAGCGUUGGUCGCCACGGUUACUGCAGCGAGCGGCAGAGCCCAACCCGUCUCCUUCUACCUCGCUGCCGGCAACUCCGAAGACGCGUUUCACGUGGCGCCGCUGAGCGGAGAGCUGAGGCUGGAGAGGCCUCUGGAUCACGAGAGCAGAAGGUCGUUCGCCCUGUUGAUCGAGGCCCGAGACGCCGGUUCACCUCCCUUCUCCUCAUUCGCACAGAUUCACCUAAACAUUAGUGACGUGAACGACAACCUCCCGCAGUUCACACAAGCCGAGUACAGGUGCGAGGUUCUGGAGAACUCCCCUCCGUCCUGGGUUUGUGAUGUUCUUGCUGUAGAUGCAGAUUCGGGAAGUUACGGUGCGGUGCAAUACAACAUAACGGACGGAAACACCGAUCAUUUUUUCACUAUUGACGUUGAAAGCGGUUUACUGAGUACUUCUGUGGGUCUAGACAGAGAAUAUAAAACAGAAUUCAAUCUAACUGUGGAGGCUGCAGAGGUAGACAACCCCCAUCACAGAGACAGGGCCGCUGUCAUCAUUGUUGUUUCGGACACGAAUGACAACCCACCGCGCUUCUCACAAGCCUUUCUGGCUGCAGUACCUGAGGAUGCUCCUGUUGGACACUCAGUUUUACAGGUGACAUCCUAUGAUGAUGAUAUCGGUGCCAAUGCAGUGAUCAGUUAUUCUAUAACUGACCAAAGUGAUGAUCUGCCUUUUACUAUAGACACCACCUCUGGCCGCAUCACUGUGGAACGGCCUCUGGACAGGGAGGUGCAGGAUCUUUAUAUUCUCAGAGUGAACGCGAAUGAUUCCGUGUGGAGCGUGAGCACGGACGUCACAAUACUGAUCACCGACAUCAAUGAUAACAGCCCAGUGUUCGUCAGCCAUUUCUACACAGUUCUCCUUCCUGAAACAACAGAGACAGAGGCUUUUGUUGUGCAGCUUGUUGCUACGGAUGCAGAUUUGGGGCCAAACAGGGAGAUUGUAUAUUUUAUGGACCCUUUGAAUGAGGAGUUCUGGGUGAAUGCUUCCACUGGUGAAGUAUAUACAAAGCAGCUUUUAACUGGGUAUAACUAUACUUACCAUUUCACAGUCUUUGCAUUCGAUUGUGCCGCAGUUCCUCUGUACAACAGCACCACUGUCGCUGUGAGACUGGUACCAUUUAACCACCACCCACCGAGCUUUCUGCCUUUACGGCCUCUGAUUGUUAUCCCAAAUGACAUGGCUGUGGGAACUGAGGUGCUCCAGCUCACAGCAGUGGAUCUUGAUGUGGGUAAUAGCAGCGCUAAUACUGAGUAUGCUUUGAAUGGCGGCAAUGCAUCAGAUUUCUUCUGGAUCCAAGCUGACGAUGGGAGAAUCUUCUUAAAUCAAACUUUAGCAGACAGCGUAAAUGUGUUUCUAUGCUUAAGUGUUGUGGCCAAAGACCGGGGCACCCCCCCUUUAUCAUCACAGACUGAGAUCAUGUUUGAAAUCACUGGGAGGAACCACUUCCCUCCCUUCUUCAGGGAACCAGAUGUCACGUUCUCUGUCCCUGAGGAUUUGCCCAUAGGAUCAGUAAUUGGGAGGAUUCAAGCAGAGGAUAUGGAUAAUGGAGCAAAUGGAGCCAUUGUGUACUCCAUCCACCCGGAAAAGCCAUACGCACCAUUCUCUAUAGGAGAAGCUUCUGGGCUUCUAACACUGGUCACUGAGCUGGAUUUUGAAAUUCUUGAUGUUUAUCAGCUUCAAAUCCAGGCCACUGAUAGUGGCUGGGCCCCUAAAAGUAGCCUGUUAAAUGUCACUGUGUCGGUUAUGGACGUGAAUGAUAAUCCUCCAGUCUUCCUGUCCUCUGAGUAUCUCACUUCACUGCCUGAAAAUUCAGAAACUGGAACUAAAGUCCUGACGGUGACAGCUGCCGAUGCUGAUUCAGGCGCCUUUUCGCAAAUAUUCUACUCUCUCACUGCUGGUCAUGUGGAUAAGUUUGCAAUUGACUCGAGAAAUGGUACAAUCACCACUUUGGAUGUUUUUGAUUAUGAGCGAGAGCAGGUGUUCGAUCUAACAGUCAGAGCAUCAAACACAGGUCGUCAAACAUUAUUUAGUUUGGCACAUGUUGUGAUCCACAUCUCAGACGUCAACGAGUUCACGCCUACAUUUAUUAACAAGGAAUUCAGCUUUUCAGUGUUAAAAAACGUGCCUCUCAGAAGUAGAAUAGGAAAAGUGACAGCCAUAGAUUAUGACCAAGGCCCUGAAGGUCAGGUGUUUUACUUGAUGUUUGGCCAGAACAAAUACAUAGGCUUCGAAGUUGAUGAACUCUCAGGAGAAAUAUACACAACUGGCAGUUUGAGAAAACAAGGCAACAAUAAUGUGGUUUUAAAGGUGAUGGCGAAGAACGCUGGUGUCAUAACUGGCCUGAAUGUAGAUGAAACUCUGGUCCAUAUCAGCGUGAUCGACACAAAUGAUGCGCCCGUGUUCACCUCUGCUCUUUAUGAGGUGAACGUGACAGAAGACAGCCCGGCUGGGACGUCUGUGUUGACGGUGAGCGCUCUGGAUCAGGACUCCAUCUUGGACUGGAACCGUUUCUUCUUCAGCAUUGAAGAUGGAAACUCAAACUACUCCUUCGCCAUCGACGCGAGCAGCGGCGUCAUUUCAGUAAACUCUCCACUCGACAGAGAACUUUAUCCAGUGUUCAACCUAACUGUCACCGCCACUGAUAAUGGCUCUCCUCCAGCUACUGGAACCUCUGCUGUCAUCGUAACCAUCGAUGACGUUAACGACAACGCUCCCAAACUCACCUAUACUGAGGCUCAGCUGAAGGAAAAUCAGCCCCAGGGAACAAUAGUAGCGCGGUUAAAUGCUUUUGAUGCUGAUUCGGCGUUAAACCAGGGACCUUUCACUUUCUGGUUGGUCAACCCGUUAACGGAGAGCCCCUUCUCACUAACCCCAGACGGAGUUUUGUUCAGCACAAAGCCCACUGAUCGAGAGCUAACGCCGACAUAUCGCAUCCUGGUGGCUGUUAGGGACUCAGGGACUCCUCCACUGUCAUCCACAACAAUGUUCCACAUCGCCAUUGUGGAUGAAAACGACAACCCCUCUCUGCCCAGAAAUAUCUUCAUCGAGGUGAAAUACUUUGGCAGCUCUUUUCAAGGGGGCAUGAUCGGUAACGUCCGACCUGACGACCAGGAUGAGACUGAUUCAUUCAGCUGCACCAUUAAAAGCGGGCCCACCAAUAUGUUCAUAAUCCCUAACGGGACGUGUGAGCUGUGGUCUUCUCCUUUCCAGGGAGAGGCCACCUUUAAUAUAACUAUUGAAGCUACGGACCACCUUCAUUACCCGGUGAACAACAGCAUCUAUAUCAACUACAAGGGGUUCACCAACGCUUCCAUAGAUAACUGCAUAUUAUUCUAUGUGUCAUCACCCUCCAUGCAAGAGUUUCUGUCCAAUAAGUAUCUGAAGUUUGUGAAAGCCCUGGACAGUCUGUUCAACCUGCAGGCCUCCAAGACUCACGUGUUUGGAAUCAAACAUAUCGGCAGAGAGAUCCUUCUGUUGGCUGCUGUCAAAAAUUACAACGGUGAGUAUCUGAGCCAGGAUGUUGCCAGUGGCAUUUCUUCUGGACAUAAGAAACUGCUAGAGGCUCAGAGCAGCGUGGCUAUUUCCCACAUCACCAGUGAUCCAUGUCUCACCAGUCCCUGUCGGAAUGGAGCCAUGUGCCACAAAAGCAUCUUCAUUAGCCAGAGUGUCGCAGUGCUAGAAAGCUUGGCCGUCAUCUACGUGUCGCCUCAGAAAGAGGUCUUUAACUGCACCUGUGCUCGGGGCUUCACUGGGACACUCUGCCAGGACGACAUUGAUGAGUGUGAGUUGAAUCCCUGUGAGAAUGACGGCACGUGCGUGAACAUGGCAGGAAGUUUCUACUGUCACUGCCGGAGCGGCUUCUCGGGGUCCGUCUGCUCCGUGGACGGAGACCAGUGCCUGAUGCUGCAGUGUCAAAAUGGAGGAAUGUGCAUUCCCACACAGGAUGGAUAUGACUGUCGCUGCACGCCUGGAUUUGAAGGAGAAAUGUGUGAGCAGUUCACAGACCACUGCACAUCAGCCCCAUGCGGUCAAGGCAGCUGCACCAAUUCACAGACAGGGUUCGCUUGUCAAUGUCCAUUUGGAGUCAGCGGCGUCCACUGUGAGGAUCACAGUUAUGGCUUUGAGGAGCUUUCCUUCAUGGAGUUUCCACCAUUAGAUCGCAGGAUCAACCUAAUCUCCUUGGAGUUUGCCACCGUGCAGAAGGACUCCCUCCUCUUAUACAACCCCAGCUCCAGCAGGGAGUACUUGGCACUAGAGAUACUGGACGGAACCAUACACCUUUCUUAUGACCUGGGCUCAGGACCUGUGAAGCUCCAAACAACCAAGCAGGUGGCAGACGGGCAGUUCCACGGCAUCACCGUUCGAAGGAUCGGGAAUAUGGGUUCUGUACAUGUGGACAACUGCACAGAUGUUGAAAACAGUGGUUUUUGCUUCUCACAGAAUGACGGCAGCAAUUCACAGAGGACACUCGAUGUUGGCAACAGUAACAUGACAUUUGGAGGACUGAGGACCAUUGAGUUGAUUUUACUGCAGCCGACUCAUAUAAAGUCUCACGACUUUGUAGGAUGCAUUCGAAACAUUCAAGUAAAUGGAAUCCUGCUGAGACCUUCAAUGGCCCUGUCAACGUAUAACAUCCUUGACAGGUGCCCUCGAGCAGCUGUGUCACCAUGUCACAACAACCCAUGUAAGAACGGCGGCGUGUGCCAUGACCUUUGGUCCCAUCAUCACUGUGAAUGCAGAGGCUCAUUUACCGGCAGCAACUGUGCCAGAGCAACAUCAGAGGAGCUCGCACUGAGGUUUACUAGCAAUGAAUACGUUGAGUAUUUUGUCAAGGAAAGGUUCAGAAGAGAUUUCCAGCUAAAAAACCUGUUGGACAAUGAAAAGGAGGAAAACACUGGAGACCAAGCGUUGAUUAACAUUAAGUUCAAGACCAAAGAUGGUGGAGUGUUAAUAUCUGUUCUCACACAGAUUGGAUAUUUGCUGCUUGACGUCAUAGACGGGAAGCUUGUUUUCAUCUUCAGAGACACAGUGUCAGGACACAAGUCAGAGAUCGCUGUAGAACCUCCAGUGGCUGAUGGACUCUGGCAUGUUGUCCUAAUAAUCAGCCAUGGACAGAACACGCUCCUGCUUCUAGAUGAUAAUCCAGUCCUGAACGUCACUCACCAAAUGAUGAAAUUCACUCCUGUUACUGUGGAAAAGAUUGUUGUUGGAGCGGCUGUGACAGCUGAUUCAAAGCUCCAACACUCUGGCUUUGCAGGUUGCGUGCAGUAUUUCAACGCGACCAGCUCCGAUCUGCUUGUCAGUGAACACAGCGUGAUGGUGGACAUCUGGCCAAGCCUGACCCUGGUCCAGUCCAGCUGCAGCUCUUCAGGUGUCUGCAUCCCCUUGGCCUGCUCUGAGAAGGCUGCUGCCUGGACCCACUGCCUCUCAUCCCACUGCCAAAGCCAGUGGUGUGGACCUGCUGCUCAGAACCGCACCUGCAUCUGUUUACACAAUGUCUCCAACCACAUGUGUGAUAUCUGCAGCUCCACAGCAGAGAGCCCUGACUGGUGUCACACAGUGCAGGGCAGCUCCAUGUGGCUCAUCGCUGUGCUUCUCCCUCUGAUCUCGAUCCUGCUGAUUGUAGGAAUGCUGGUUGUGCUUUAUAGAGUGAGGCGGCUCAGCUCGCAGUGUUGGAGUCAUAAUUUGCCACAGAAAACACAGCACGGAGCGGACAACGCUGCGUUUCGCUUCGAUUGUAGUAGAACAGAUGUUGCACCUGAGCCGAGUGAAGAUCCACAGAGGUUCAGUGUGAGUGAGUUUUACUGCGAUGUGAAUGUGUCAAGUGUUCAGUUUGUGCCAAACUGUGAGUUGGAGUAUUACGAAACCGAGAGCAUCUCUAGCUCGUUUCAUUCCGACGCUGCGUCUCUCAAACUCAGCUGGCACAAGAGCCCUUAUAGCACAAAGUGUGGGAAUGAGGAUCAUAAGAAGUGGGGCGAUUUGAAGGUGCUGUUAGCAGGUUUUGAAGAGGAAUGUUGCGGUGAAGAGCAGGCAAAACGCCCCACGAGGCCUCAAAAUGCAGCUUCCCUAUACAAGCGGGCAAUAACUAAGAUCGAUGCAGUGAAGUCCCUGCACACACCUCCAUUCUACACAAAGACGUUCCUCCAACCAGAGCUCCUGCAUCAUGUGCAAAACCUGACGUUUGAAGAAAUCAGUAAACUAAACAUUCAUCUGGAGCGAACAACGUUACAGCAAGCAUUAAGGCCCGGGCCCAUCAGAUCAGUCCCAGCGACCCAUGUCCCCUCUGACAGUGAAACAGAGAGCACAUUCACGUGCUCAGAAUCUGAAAGCAGACACUACUCAGUAACCAGCACUGGUAAAAGUGAACCAGACCAGUUGCCUCCGUCAGCAGGAGUCACACAAGACAAUAAUUCCUCCUUAAACUCUCUAUUCAAAGCCCCCUCGACUGCAGAUCAGCAGAAGCCUAAGAGUAUUUCCUCCAGCAUGUUUGUUGAAUGGGAAAAAGCAUUAAAUAUGAACCUACCUUUUAUUAGCUAUGCUCCAAUUUUUGAGGAAAUUGCACAACUACCUCCUGCACCUGGCUCUAAUAUGCAAAGUGAUGCAGGAGAACUUAUUUGAGGGUCAUCAUACAGACUGUGCGUCAUACCUGACUUAAAGGGUAUAUUAUUGAGUAUAUUUAAUGUAUAUGCUUAUAUAUUUAAUGCAAUGCUUAAUCCUUAAGCAUUUACAUACAGUAUAAAUCAGACUUCAAAUUAAUGAUAUGCUUUUUGUUGUCCUGGAUUUACCCUGAGUAAGUAGCUCACAGUAGAAGCACAAACUAGAAAAUACAAACUAGCCUCUUUUUGUUGUCUGCUUUGGAAGGUUUCUGCCAUUACAGAAGUAUCUGAUACGAUCACAACUACACAUGCAAAAGUUUGGAAGUCUGAUUUUUGUGAAAUAGAAAACGAAAAAAAGAAAUUAUCUCAUGUUGCAUAAAAUAAUGGCUAAACAUUUUUAAUACAGUAUUUCAUAUUGCUCGACAAAAUGAUUUCUAAUUACACUAAAGCCUUUAUAUGCAGUGUGAACUUUGUAUACAGCCACAGACAUUUAAAUACAGAUAAUCACAGACCCCAUAGAUUUAGAAAAGAGCUGAUCUACUGUAAUCUUUAACCAUUUGCGUACACUGGGGAUAUCAUAUAAGAAUUAACACCAUAAACAUUUAGAAAUUACAGUCAUAGAAUAAACUAGCAAACUAGGAUAUAUUUAAGUUUAUUUAUAGUUUAUUAUAUUUAGCGGCUACAGCUACAGCAGCAAACUUA
Messenger RNA from Betta splendens (Siamese fighting fish), 11312 nucleotides. RefSeq names its product protocadherin Fat 4. Gene Ontology annotation, molecular function: calcium ion binding; cadherin binding. Gene Ontology annotation, biological process: homophilic cell-cell adhesion. The coding region runs from base 1531 to 10632 and encodes 3033 amino acids. The record is from RefSeq and is a predicted model, not a curated record. NCBI's taxonomy places the organism in Eukaryota, Metazoa, Chordata, Actinopteri, Anabantiformes, Osphronemidae. The transcript is spliced from 16 exons. Gene Ontology annotation, cellular component: catenin complex; plasma membrane.